UAAACGUGGAUGAACGUGAAUGGCAGAACGGUAAAGCCACAACAGCAGUGUAGAGUUGAAAAAUCAGGCAAAAAGAAUGAAGGUUGGCGGAGGAGCGGUGUAUGGAGGUCCACGCGCCACCGCUGUGCCCGCACUGCUUCUCGGCCAUGGCAAAGCUACCUUUCGCUGCUAUGCUUCCAAUUCGUCCCCUGACCAUGUAUCUUUCAUAAAGGAUGUAGCUGCUAGUCAGCCUCCUGAGCAUUUGUCUCAGUUGCUGAGAAUGCUCAAGACGAGAGGUGAAUCUAUUAUGUCACCAGGAGCCAAGCAAGGGUUAAUUCCCCUUGCCAUUCCGUUAGCGAAAAACAGCUCAGGUGCUGUAACUGCACUGCUGAGAUGGCCUACAGCUCCAUCUGGAAUGGAGAUGCCAGUGGUGGAGGUCAAAAAGCAUGGAGUGUGGCUUUUGGCCAAGACUGUAGACCAAUUAAUUCAUAGAAUUCUAGCUGAAGAAGAUGCAGAUAACUCCAGAGAAAUCAAUGAUGAGCUAUUUCAUGCUUCAGGUGAUGCUGGGGAGAAACUCUAUGAAAAGGGCGACUUUGCCAAGUCACAGCUUUCAAACAUAGAUGCCUACCUCUUAAGAAAAGUUGGCUUGUUUCCAGAUGUCUUAGAGCGUAAAGUGAAGCGGCAUUUUGAGGAAGGGGACCAUGUUUCAGCUUUGGUGACUGGGGAAUUCUAUACAAAGAAGCAGCAUUUUCCAGGAUUUGCUCGACCUUUUGUAUUCAAUGCAGAGGUUUUGCUGAAAGUUGGACGUGCAAUAGAAGCUAAAGAUGCUGCUAGGGGGGCUUUAAAAUCACCAUGGUGGACACUGGGUUGCAAGUACAAGGAAGUUGCAAAUAUAGCGCAGUGGGAAGAUGAACAAAUUGAGUACUAUAAAGAGAGGGUGACUGAAGAAGGAAGGGAAGAAGAUAUCAAGAAGGGAAAGGCACCAGCUCAGGUUGCACUAGAUGAAGCAGCUUUUUUGUUGGAUCUAGCUUCUGUCGAGGGGACUUGGGAUGAGUAUGUUGAGCGAAUUGCCGGAUGUUAUAAAGAGGCUGGCUUCCACGAAAUUGCAAGAUUUGUACUAUACAGAGAUUGAGGAGAUAAAUGUAAAUUGAUUUGACAUUUGAUACAUCUACAUGGAUGCAAUUUUGAAUGUAAGUUUUGCUUCUAAAUAUGGAGACUAAAGGAAUAGACCUGUGCUCCUCUCCUAUUUGAGAGAAUCAAUUUUUUCACGAGAUGAAUAAAGAUAUAGCAAAUUCUGUUCUAAA
Messenger RNA from Ziziphus jujuba (common jujube), 1283 nucleotides. Its product is annotated as protein IN CHLOROPLAST ATPASE BIOGENESIS, chloroplastic. The coding region runs from base 77 to 1111 and encodes 344 amino acids. The transcript has 11 exons. Lineage: Eukaryota; Viridiplantae; Streptophyta; Magnoliopsida; Rosales; Rhamnaceae. The record is from RefSeq and is a predicted model, not a curated record.